ACCGGUUUAAUCGGCGCGCACAGGAAGUCGCUCCUUCUUUUUCCGCACGCUUCCGCGUGGCUCAGCUGUGUUCCUUUUCAUCGCAUCACUGCCCCUGACCCUUUUCAGCACGGUCUGCACUUAACAAACUUUAAACCAUGACGAAGGAACAGGUUAAAAGCUCAGCCGAGGAGGAGCAGCAGGCGGCCCAGUCUAAGAAAGCGCUGAAGAAACAGCAGAAGGAAGCGGAGAAAGCAGCCAAGAAGGCGGAGAAGCAGGCCAAGCUGGCUGCUGAUCAGCAGACCACUGAGGAAGAUGACUUUGCCCAAGAUCGUUACGGUGUGUGUGUGAUGAUGCAGUCGCAGGAGAAACUGGACCGGUCCCUGGUGCGGGUGUGUGAGCUGACUCCUGACAGAGCCGGUCAGACGGUGUGGGUGCGAGCCAGGAUUCACACCAGCAGAGCUAAAGGGAAGCAGUGUUUCUUGGUCCUGCGUCAGCAGCAGUUUAAUGUCCAGGCUCUGGUGGCCGUGGGAGAGCGAGCCAGCAAGCAGAUGGUGAAAUUUGCCGCUAAUAUUACGAAGGAGAGUAUAGUGGACGUGGAGGCGGUGGUGCAGAAGGUGGAGCAGAAGAUUGAGAGUUGUUCUCAGCAGGAUGUAGAGCUGCACAUCCAGAAGCUGUUUGUGGUGAGUCAGGCUGAGCCUCGGUUGCCUUUACAGUUGGACGAUGCUGUGAGGCCUGAAGUUGAGGGUGAGGAGGAGGGCAGGGCCACAGUGAACCAGGACACUCGUCUGGAUAACCGUGUGAUCGACCUGCGGACGACGACGAGUCAGGCCAUUUUCCGCCUGCAGUCUGGAGUGUGUCAGCUUUUCAGAGAGACGCUCACCAAGAAGGGCUUCGUCGAGAUCCAGACGCCCAAAAUAAUCUCUGCUGCGAGUGAAGGAGGUGCGAACGUCUUCACCGUGUCGUACUUUAAGACCAGUGCGUACCUCGCUCAGUCUCCUCAGCUCUACAAGCAGAUGUGUAUCUGUGCUGACUUCGACAAGGUCUUCUGUGUCGGACCAGUGUUCAGAGCUGAGGACUCCAACACUCAUCGUCACCUCACCGAGUUUGUCGGUCUGGAUAUCGAGAUGGCGUUUAAUUAUCACUACCACGAGGUCAUCGACUCCAUCACCGACACCAUGGUGCAGAUCUUCAAAGGACUCCGGGACAAUUUCCAGACAGAGAUCCAGACGGUGUGUAAGCAGUACACCAGCGAGCCGUUCAAGUUCCUGGAGCCGACACUGAGGUUGGAGUUUAAGGAGGCCGUCGCUCUGCUGCGCUCAGCUGGAGUGGAGAUGGGGGAUGAGGAGGAUCUCAGCACACCUAAUGAGAAGCUGCUCGGUCGUCUCGUCAAAGAAAAGUACGACACAGAUUUCUACGUUCUUGAUAAGUACCCUCUGGCAGUGAGGCCGUUCUACACCAUGCCCGACCCCCACGACCCGAAAUACUCCAACUCGUACGACAUGUUCAUGAGGGGAGAGGAGAUCCUGUCCGGAGCUCAGAGAGUCCACGACGCUCAACUCCUCACCGAGAGAGCACUUCAUCACGGCAUUGACUUGGAGAAGAUUAAAGCCUACAUUGACUCGUUCCGUUACGGAGCCCCGCCCCACGCCGGAGGAGGAAUCGGUCUGGAGCGAGUCACCAUGCUGUACCUCGGCCUACACAACGUGCGUCAGACCUCCAUGUUCCCCCGUGACCCCAAGCGUCUGACACCUUAAAAUUCAAAGGUGGCGCUCCCCGGCUGACCUCCUCCCCCGACCCCCCCCAAAAAAGAAAAAAAACACACACACACACACACAAUAGGGAACAGGAAAAUGAUUAAACAGUAAUAAAUACAUAACCAGCUAAUUUUUUGUAAUAUUAUUUGAUACUGAAGUGUACAACGAGGUCGGUCUUGACUGCUGAAGUAAACAUUAAAAGAAGUGGACUUCAGUCAGUAUAAAUGGGGGGGGGGGUAUAAGGCCACAUCUCAAACCACCUCGCACUACUGUAAUAGUGUGUGAAAGUAUUCCAGUUUAUUGUUUACUCCACCAGUAUGUGAUUUGGGACGCAGCCCGGGCCGUAACAACAGUGUGUACUUAACUAACGUGCCAUGAUUUUAUUGAAUGCUAGGCCACAUAAUAUCAUGACCCGAAUGUAUUGUGUGUAUAUAAUAAAUUGGGUUUGGGACAUGGCCCGAGUCUUACACUCUCUGUAGUUCACUUGGAUGUGGAUUGAGACCUGGCCCGAGUCGUACACUGACUACAAUAAACUUUCAGAUCAGAUCUUUCUACUGCAGUCACGUUUGACCUGCUCACUCCGCUCUGCUGCACUAUUGAUAAUCAUGAUGAUGAUUUAAACAUGUUAUUAUAGUGGAUUAAUAAAUAAGUUCAUAAAUAAAACAUUAAUAAAGAAUUAAAGAGCACAAUGCCGUUAA
Messenger RNA from Clarias gariepinus (North African catfish), 2434 nucleotides. It is a transcript of the gene dars1, whose product is annotated as aspartyl-tRNA synthetase 1. NCBI's taxonomy places the organism in Eukaryota, Metazoa, Chordata, Actinopteri, Siluriformes, Clariidae. The coding region runs from base 138 to 1736 and encodes 532 amino acids. The transcript has 18 exons. The record is from RefSeq and is a predicted model, not a curated record. Gene Ontology annotation, biological process: aspartyl-tRNA aminoacylation. Gene Ontology annotation, molecular function: RNA binding; ATP binding; aspartate-tRNA ligase activity. Gene Ontology annotation, cellular component: aminoacyl-tRNA synthetase multienzyme complex; cytoplasm; cytosol.